This is a messenger RNA of Linderina pennispora, 201 nucleotides long. RefSeq lists its product as uncharacterized. The coding region runs from base 1 to 201 and encodes 66 amino acids. The transcript is spliced from 2 exons. The record is from RefSeq and is a predicted model, not a curated record. NCBI's taxonomy places the organism in Eukaryota, Fungi, Kickxellomycota, Kickxellomycetes, Kickxellales, Kickxellaceae.
AUGAUCUCUGCUGUUGCUCGUACCUCGAUGCGCUCCCGCGCCGUUGCCCGUGUUGCCCGCUCGGACCACUUCCACUCGCCGAACGGCAUGAAGGGCGGCUUCAAGUUCCUGUACUGGGGCUCGUGCGCCUUCUUCUCGUCGCUCCCGUGCAUUGCCGCCUGGUGGCAGCUGCGCAAGGGCAACGGCAACACCGAGUACUAA